AUGAGGCUUCGCAAGGCAAAAAAUAGUCGGGAUGCAGAUGCUCUCUUUACAUUUUCAAAAUGGCUACUCGACAUUGGGGAUGGCAAGAUCAACGAGUCUAACAGUGGUGAGGUCGAAAUAGAAAUACCCAAGGAUUUAUUAAUUGCUGCAUGUGACAAUCCUAUACAAGCAAUUGUUAAACAUAUAUACGGUACAUCAUUUGCAACAAGGGCUGAUGCAAAAUUCUUUUGCGAAAGAGCUAUUCUUAGUCCAAGAAAUGAUGACGUCGAUAAAAUAAAUCAAUAUACGCUCUCUCAACUUCCAGGGGAAGAGAGACAAUAUUUGAGUUCAUACAGCAUCAAGACUUCCGAUACAAGUGCUUACGACGAUAUGUACUACACUCAGGAAUUCUUAAACAAUAUUCACGUUUCUAGAUUACCUAAUCAUGUUCUAACGCUUAAAAAGAGAGCACCUACCAUGUUACUUAGGAAUAUUGAUCCUAAUGGUACGAGAUUGAUUGUCACUCAAAUGGCUAAUCAUGUUAUUGAAGCAAGGAUUGAUGACACAAUUGAAGCUCCUUAUUUACCUGAUACACUCGCUAAACUCCCGAAAUAUAUCGACGAUGGUGAGUGA
Camelina sativa (false flax) is the source of this 612-nucleotide messenger RNA. RefSeq lists its product as uncharacterized. The record is from RefSeq and is a predicted model, not a curated record. NCBI's taxonomy places the organism in Eukaryota, Viridiplantae, Streptophyta, Magnoliopsida, Brassicales, Brassicaceae.